AACAUUGGUGCAGUCAAACAAUCGAGAUAUCAUUGCGUAAAUAGUAUUCCAAAAAUUUCGUGAUUUACAUCAAAAUUUACGCACAUAAAGGCGGUUGGAUUUUUUGGGCCGCGAAGCUGACUGAUUGGUCACAUAAGAUAUGCCUUCUGAUAACGAAUCGGAUGGAGAACUGGAGGAGAACUACUAUACAUUUCUGAACCUGCCACGGGAUGCCACCGCCGACCAGAUUAACACUUCCUAUCGGAAGCAAAGCCGCAUUUACCACCCGGACAAGCAUUUGGAUGCGGAGAGUAAAAAGAAAGCGGAAAUUAUGUUCAAUCGCACUAAACGUGCCUAUGAAGUGUUGUCCGAUCCCCACCAGCGAGCCAUCUACGAUUCGGUGGGUGUGAAGGGUCUCAAGACCGAGGGCUGGGAAAUAGUACAUCGCACCAGGACGCCAGCUGAGAUUAGAGAGGAGUACGAACGUCUAGCGCAGGCGGCUGCCGAACGUCGCCUUCAGCAAAGAACCAAUCCGCGGGGUAAUAUCACAAUCAAUGUGAAUGCCACAGAGAUAUUUGCUCCCUACGAUGACACAGAGAUGCCACGGGUGGAAAUUGGCUCCAUGAGCAUUGCACAGUCGAUUGAGGCUCCUAUAACCCGAAAGGACAUGAUUGUGAUGAGCGGCAAUCUAUAUUCCUCAAAUGGCACUGGCAGCGGUGGCUUUGUCGUGGCUGGACGACGACUUUUGAACAAGGGAUGGCUUGAGCUCUGUGCCGGAGCGGGCAAUGGUUUCCUAUUGGGUUUAAAGGGUGGUCGCACUCUUACAUCUAAGCUGACGGUGAACGGUGGCACCAAUCUGAAUUUCCGUGAACAUGCUGUAAUCCCUGCCCUCUUUUCCACCCUGGCUGUACAAUUGGACAAACAUACAAUGGGCAGCCUAACGCUAAAUGCAGGACCACAGUCUUCUAUGACCACACAGAUCGAUCACUCCAAUGAUCAGUACUCGUUAAGCUCGUCCUUUGUGAUUGGAACUCCUCACAUCUAUUUUAGUUUGGCUUACACACGCAAAAUGAUGGAGAACGAGCUAAAGCUUAAACUGGCGGCCAAGGUGGGCACAUUUGGAUUCAUGGGCGAGUAUGGAGUGGAGAAAAAGGUUUCCAAGUAUAGCUCAGUAGUUGCUACAGUAUCAGUAGGUGUUCCAUCGGGAGUUAUAUUAAAAUUUAAAAUUGUACGUUCAAAUCAAUCGUAUGUGUUCCCUAUACAUUUGAGCGAAGAAAUUGUUCCAGCUGCUGUGUUCUAUGCCUCCAUUACGCCAGUGAUUGCGUGGUUCUUUAUUAAGAAAUCCAUAAUGGAACCCAUGGAGGCUGAACGCAAAAGCAUUGAAGUGGAGCGCACCAAGAAACAAAAUGAGCAGCGAUUGGCUGCCAAGAAACUGGAGGCCAGUGCAGCAACGCAUCUAAUGCAACGCACUUUCAAUCGGAUUCUCAAUGAGGAAAUGUUGAAACAUGGUCUAAUCAUAACUCGAGCUACAUACGGAUGCCUAAGUGAAAGCGGAAAUAAUUUCCAGGCGGGUUUGUCUUACGAUGUGACCAUACCCAUACAAUGUCUAGUCAAGGAUGGCACCUUGCAGCUUUACGAGUCCUCAAAGUGUGAUCUGCCUGGCUUUUAUGAUCCCAGCAUUGGGGACGACAAGAUCCUACGCAUAGAGUACACCUUUAAUGAUCAGUUUAAGAUUGUUAACCUAAAGGACAAUGAGGCUCUGCGACUGCCCCCGGCUGGGAACUCUGGAGGUUCCUCACCAAACAAUUAGCAUAAAUCUUCAGUUCUGUUUGUACUUGUUUUCAACGGUAAUAUAAUAGCAUACAAUUUAUAA
Drosophila willistoni is the source of this 1852-nucleotide messenger RNA. Its product is annotated as dnaJ homolog subfamily C member 11. The coding region runs from base 140 to 1789 and encodes 549 amino acids. The transcript is spliced from 6 exons. Gene Ontology annotation, biological process: cristae formation. The record is from RefSeq and is a predicted model, not a curated record. Lineage: Eukaryota; Metazoa; Arthropoda; Insecta; Diptera; Drosophilidae.